AUGCUCUCAAUCGUUUUUCUUCUGCUGUCUGUCUUCUGCGUGCACGCCCAAGGCGUGCGGGAGUGUCCGCGAAUAACACUGGAAAACCUGGAGUCCCGGGAGAAUUCCCUACAGAGCAGCAUCCUCGUCCAGACCUACAACACCAAUGUCAACCCCACGGACCCCUUCAUUGUAGUGGAGGACAUGCACAUCGUCUGCGAAGCGGUCGGGACGAACCGCGACACGUUUCGCUACGUCUCCGUCGUCGUUCGCCAGAAGUGCAGCGGAUUCAACUGCCCCGAGGGGACCAGGGACGUUUUGACUACAGUGCAGUACGACUUCGAAUGCUCCGCAAGUAACGAGUGGAUCGCGGAGGCGUUCGGUAGCAAAGCCAUUCGGGAAGACAACCCAGAGGCCGACCUUGACACGGAGCCGUUGCGUAAAUGCAGCGCGUGCGCACGCCCGCUCGCAGGAGCCGAUCCCGUGACCCACUGCCGACGUAAGUCUACUGUACUGUACAUUAAGAUGAUUGGUUGCAUCGACUACGCAUUGCAGCUUUUACAGCAUGUCCCUCUAGCUGUGAUCAAGGACUCAUGCAGUGCGACGGGACUCGGUACUGACUGCUGCAACUUUUACCAUCAGGACGAGUGCGUGGAAGAGUGUCCGGAGGAGAGUCACGUGGUAGAUGAAGACUACAAUUGUGUAGAACCUGUUGAGUGCCCUGCGCUGCAAAACCCCACAAAUGGAACGGUGACAUAUGACGAGCGUGUGUAUCCUAAUGAAGCUGUCUACGAGUGUGAAGAUGGAUUUGAACUGAGUGGAGAGGCCACCCGCGAGUGUCAGAUUGACGGAGAUUGGACUAAUGAUGCUCCAGAGUGUGAACCUGAGGAGGAAGAGGAGGAAGAGGAGGAAGAGGAAGAUGAUGGUGAAAGCAGCAGCAGCAGUAGCAGUGGCAUUUCCAAUGCUGAGCUUGGGAUUGUGGUGGCAGUUGUGGUGCUGUUCUUUCUCAUUGUGGUCGGAGUUUUCGUAACAUUUAUAGCAGUUUGGGCAUAUCUAUUCGUCAUGAGUUGCUGGCUGUCGAUCGCCGUUCUUCUGCUCUCUGUCUACCACGCGCGCGCCGCCCAGGGCGGCGUGCGGGAGUGCGAGCGAAUAACCAUACAGGACCUGAGGUCCAGAAACAACUUCUUACAGAGCAGCAUCCUCGUCCAGACCUACAACCCCAACGUCAACCCCACCAACCCUUUCAUUGUGGUGAACGACAUGCACAUCGUCUGCGAAGCGUCCGCAGCGACGCGCGACAGGUAUCGCUACGUCUCCGUCGUCGUUAGCCAGACGUGCAGUGGAUCCCUAUGCACGACGGAGGCGGAUGUCCUCGUUCAGUACGACUUCGAAUGCUCCACCAGUAACGAGUGGAUCGCGGAGUCAUUCGGCAGGGAUAUGGAGCAUAUUCGUGAAGACGACCCCGAGGCCGACUUUGACACGGAGCCGCUGUAUAACUGCAGCGCGUGUGCAGCAGACCUCUCAGGAGCCGAUUCCGUGACGCACUGUCUGCCUUGUUCUGGGUGUGACGAAGGACUCAUGCUGUGUGAUGGUCGACUUGGAACCUGCUGCACUUACUACUUUGAGGACAUGUGUGUGGAGGAGUGUCCAGAGGAAUGUCACGUGGUCGAUGAAGACUUCAAUUGUGUAAAACCUGUUGAGUGCCCUGCGCUGAAAAACCCCACAAAUGGAACGGUGACAUAUGACGAGCGUGUGUAUCCUAAUGAAGCUGUCUACGAGUGUAAAAAUGGAUUUGAAUUGAGUGGAGGGGCCACCCGCAAGUGUCAGAUUGACGGAGAUUGGUCCGGAGAUGCUCCAGCGUGUGAACCUGAG
This is a messenger RNA of Geodia barretti, 1851 nucleotides long. The record is from the annotation of a GenBank genome assembly. NCBI's taxonomy places the organism in Eukaryota, Metazoa, Porifera, Demospongiae, Tetractinellida, Geodiidae.